Molecule: messenger RNA, 1224 nt
Organism: Trichomonas vaginalis G3
Lineage: Eukaryota; Parabasalia; Trichomonadida; Trichomonadidae
Product: multidrug resistance protein YPNP-related family
Exons: 1
Coding region: 1-1224 (407 amino acids)
Biological process (GO): transmembrane transport
Cellular component (GO): membrane
Molecular function (GO): xenobiotic transmembrane transporter activity; antiporter activity
Source: RefSeq, a predicted model, not a curated record
AUGAAGGAUAAUCCAUCACAGGAUGUCGAGAAGAUUUCGGACGAAGAUAAAAAAGAAGUUAAUCAAGGUGAGGAGCACAAACGAUUAGCUGGAUAUCGCCCACUCGAAACAAUCAUUAGAUUAUGUCCCGGACCACUCGUUUCUCAAAUUGUUAGUACAUUGUAUGGUGUUGUUGACUCAAUGUGGGUAUCAAGAUUCAUUGGAGAAAUAGGAAUGACGGCUCUUUCAGUUGCUUUCGUAAUUGAUGCUUCAGCAAUUUCAUUUGCAAUUGCUGUUUCGGUUAGUGCAGCUACCCAAAUUGCAUAUUUGUUGUCAAUGAAAGAAUAUGACAAGAUUAAUCAAGUUGCAGCUGAUUUGUUCAGGAUUUGCUUAAUUAUCGGUUGCUGUAUCCCUAUCAUUCUCUUACCUAUUGCAAAGCCUAUUUUCAAAUUCUUAGAAGCACCUCCAGAAGUUGUGAAACUUGCAUUUCAGUAUGUGAUACCACUUUGUGCAAUGAACUUCUUUGCAUGCUGUUAUUACACUAUGUGCGGUAUAUUACAGGCAGAAGGUCGAACUUGGACUUACGCAAUUUCUCAAAUUUCAUCAAUGCUCUUGAAUAUGGUUUGUUGGGAUCCAUUGUUAUUGUGGUCAUUAAAACUCAUUGUUGGAUCUUCAAUGGCCACAGAAAUUGCCAUGAUUAUCCCUGGUACUGUCUUAAUUACUUUAAUGUUUUGCGGAAAAUUCGCAGCAAAGCCAAAAUUCCAUCUUUUUAUCAACAAAUUUGCCCCAGAAACAUGGAUGGCCUUGAAAACAGGUCUUUCUGCCCUCAUCAUGAAUAUCUCAUUUGUUGUUCCAACUUUUGUUAUGCAAAAGUACCUGGUUAUACGUGCAAACAAGACUGGAGAGUUUGAAAUGGUCAUUGCUGUUUAUAACGCUAUCUUUAGAAUCUAUGGUUUAGCGUUUUUCGUUCCUUUAGCCAUGAAUGCUGCUUAUUUACCUGCAGCUUCUUAUGCUUAUGGCGCAAAGAUGAAGAAAAGAAUUCUUCAUUUGACAUGGCAUGUUAUUUGGAUUUCCAUUGUUUGGGGAUUCUUAAUUACCUUCUUGACAUCUGUUAUUCCUGGGCCAAUCAGUUCUAUUUUUAGCAAAGAUCCAAGUUUCAAGAAAUGGUCGUUAAGAAUGAUUCCAAUUUGUUUUUAUACUUAUUCUUUCGCUUGUGUCAAAUUCAUUAUGAUUUCUUUCUUGUAA